AUCCACCGCACGACGGUCAACACAACCUGCACCCUCUUCCGGAUCCAAAUCACAGCUCCUCCCGAUUCAUCCACGAUCAACGCCCAUGGCUACAGUCGCCGGAGGAGCAAUGCUGCAGAUGCGCGUCCCGUCGGCCUCGUCAUCGGCGUUCGAGCCCGUGCGGCGGCGAAGAGGGGCGUCGGUGAGAUGCGCAGCGGUGCGCGGGUCGGCCGGGACGAGGCCGGCGAUGGAGGAGGACCAUUACCGGACGCUGAGGCUAUCGCCGGGGGCCACCAGGUGCGAGGUCAAGAAGGCCUUCCACCGCCUCGCGCUGCAGUACCACCCGGACGUCGCGCGCCACCACCACAACGACGGCGACGCCCAGGACCAGGACGACGCGGAUUUCCAGAGGAUCAACGUGGCGUACCAGAGGGUCAUGGCCAACAUGCGGGAGGCGGAGGCGAGGCUCGAGCACUGGCGCGCUCGCUACGGCCUCGCCGACGAGGACCUCGACCGGUACCGGCGCUACCUCCACGAGGACGACGGCGAGGACGACUGGUUCGCCGACCUCUGAAAUCCUGAAACGACGGGCCGUGCUUCUAGCCAUGACACUUCGACAGCUAGCGUUGUAAAUUUGUGAAUUUAGUGUAACUGUCUGCAUUAUUUCUC
Lolium rigidum is the source of this 648-nucleotide messenger RNA. RefSeq names its product chaperone protein dnaJ 8, chloroplastic-like. The record is from RefSeq and is a predicted model, not a curated record. NCBI's taxonomy places the organism in Eukaryota, Viridiplantae, Streptophyta, Magnoliopsida, Poales, Poaceae. The transcript has a single exon. Bases 86 to 553 code for a protein of 155 amino acids.